This is a messenger RNA of Candidula unifasciata, 3420 nucleotides long. The record is from the annotation of a GenBank genome assembly. Lineage: Eukaryota; Metazoa; Mollusca; Gastropoda; Stylommatophora; Geomitridae.
AUGGGUCAAGAAAUGGAUAAAAUGGUUAAGAAAUUAGGAGAACAUUCUGGUACGGACCUUCCCGACCUGGAAACACUGGGGAGUCAACUGGAAUUGCCGAGUCCGGAAGAAAUGAAAAACCAGUUAGAACAGCUGCAACAACUGGUCAGAGGAGAAUCUUCUCAGGGUGACCAGAGACUGUCUACACUAAACAAGUUGUUCAGGAAACAACACAAGAAACUAUCGAAACUAGGAAAAAAAAUGGUAUCAGACAGCGACCUUAUUAAAAUGUUCAAAGAGCAAGGAGACAUCAAUCUACUUGAUAUCGAUGUAGAUGCAACACCUCUGAUGGUGUGUGCUGGUCUGGGAAAGACGAAGGUGGCAGAGACAUUGCUAGAUCAGGGAGCCGAUCCUCGCGUAAAAAAUGGAAGGGGUCACACUGCGCUUCUAAUUGCCUGUGCAGGAGGACAAGCCGAUUUUGUUCGGCUUUUACUUUCUAGGAACGUCAACAUAAAUGAUACAGAUUAUCAAGGCGAUACAGCUCUAAUGUGUGCAAUUAUUGGAUCAAAUGGGGCCGUCGCCAGGGAACUGAUUGAUCAUGGAGCUGACAUCCAUGUAAAGAAUAACAAGGGUGAUACAGCUUUAAACAUAGCAGCCUAUAAUGGACUAAAUGACAUUGUCCGCCUGUUGAUUAAAGGGGGCGCGGAUGUGAACACGAGUGACAGAAGAGGUUGGACACCACUGAUGAGCUGCAGUCAGUUUAACCUGUUUGAGACAAUGGGAAUACUGGUAAAGGCAGGAGCUGAUGUAAACAGAAAACAGGUGUCAGGUGGCACAGCUCUCGAGAUAUGCUCUGGCCAUGGUCAUGUGGAAAACAUGAAAAUUCUCUUAAAAGCCGGUGCAAACAUUGACAAUAUAAACAAGAUAGGACUCACAGCUUUAAACAUAGCAGCCAAUCAAGGGAAGAUAUUGGCUGUGAAAAAGCUUAUCAAGCACAAGGCAUCUGUAAAUAUCAAGGAUAAGCAUGGACGCACGCCCCUUUUCAACAGUGCUCUUUCUGGCUAUGAAAGUAUAGCGGAUAUGCUUCUCAAAGCUGGAGCAGAGCCGGAUAUCGUUGACGAUGACGGCGACACAGCCUUGAUGUGUGCUUGCCUCAAGGGAUACACUGGAAUAGCUGAGUUACUGCUUGAAAGCGGUGCCGAUGAUACGAUCUGCAAUUAUAACGGUGCAAAUUCUUUAACUAUGGCUGUGCAAAACGGUCACAGACAAAUUGUCCGGCUACUGCUGGCUCGACAUGAAGCUGCCUAUCCUGAAAUCAAUAAGAAAGGCAAAAAAGGGAUGCCAUUACUUCUCAAAGCUGCAGUCAAUGGUAAUGCUGAAAUUAUGAAGAUGUUAAUUGAAGCUGGUGCAGAUGUGAAUGUCGUAGGCGAUGAUGGCAGGACAGCACUGGUUUUAUCUGCUGUCUUUGGCCGCACUGAAUCCUUACGCUUGCUUCUUGCUAGAAAGGCGGAAGUGAAUGCAUCUGAUAAAGACGGAGACACGGCAUUGAUGUUUGCUGCAUUGAGAGGAUAUUUGAAAAUUGUGGAAGCUUUGGUGACUGCUGGGGCAGAUGUUAAUUUGUCUAACACAAAUGGCCGGACAGCGUUGAUCAAUGCAGCAUACAAUGGUCAUCAUUCUGUCGUAGAGUAUUUGUUAACAAACAAAGCUGAUGUCAAUGCAGAAGAAGCAAAAGGGUGGAACGCAUUAAUGUUGGCAUCUCAGUUCGGACACACUUCAGUAGUAUCUGAACUUCUCAGCAAAGGAUCAUCUAUCAAUACUAAAACUGUAGCAGGCGCUACACCCAUUAGCAUCUGUGCAUCAAAUGGUCACAAAGACACUGCUGAAAUUUUGCUUGACCAUGGCGCAUCAGCUGAUAUCCCCGAUGAAGAUGGUGAUACACCAUUAAUGGAUGCAGCAGCAAAAGGUCACACUGGAAUAGUUGAGCUUUUAGUUAAAAAUAAAGCAGAUGUUAACAUUGCUAAUCACAAAGGAAGCACGCCGCUUAUAGUGGGUGCUAACUUUGGACACGCAGAUAUUGUAAAUUUAUUGCUGGAAAGGAAACCUGAUGUCAAUAAAAUUGGCAGUGAGGGUGCCUGUGCCAUCCACACGGCAGCUUUAAAUGGGCAUAGACUUAUUGUGGAAGCUCUCAUUAAGCAUGGAGCAAGAGUUGAUAUUGUUGACAAAAAGAAACGAACUGUUUUAAUGAUGGCAGCAUACAAGGGAAAUGCAGAUAUAGUUUCUUUGCUACUGGAGGAGUGCAGUACAAAUGUGAAUCAAUGCAACGAAGAAGGGUGGACACCAUUAAUGUACAGCACCCAGUUUGGACACACAGAAUGCAUGAAGAAACUGUUGGAUAAGGGAGCCGAUACAGAAAUAAAAGACCACAAAGGAAAUACUGCUUUGAAUACUUGCAGUGCUAAUGGUCACAAAGAAGCAGUUCGCUUGUUACUGGAUAAGCACGCCAACGUAAACACACAGAAUAAUGUUGGUCUUUCACCUCUGAUGAUCAGUGCCAACAACGGUAACACAGAGAUUGUGAAGUAUCUUCUUAUCCACAGUGAAAAUCCUAAGCCAGAUCUAGAACUCAGAGAAUAUGUAAGAGGAGAAACAGCCUUAAUCAUGGCUGCCAGGAGAGGACAUUCUGACAUCGUCAAAGCCUUAGUCGAAAAAAAUGCCAACAUCAAUGCCACCAACAUACACAACAGCACGGCACUGAACAUAAGCUGCCAGUAUGGCUUGACUGAUGUUGUGAAAUGUCUUUUAGACAAUGGUGCCGACGUGAAUCUAGCGGACAAAGAUGGUGAUACGCCCUUGUUAUCAUGUGUUGUAAGCAAUAAUAGCCUUAUUAUACAACGACUUCUGGAUGCAAAGGCAGACGUUCACAAGAGAAACAAUAAACAGAAAACAGCUUUACAAAUCAGCGCUGAAGCUGGCUGUCGCCAAUCUGUGUUAUGUCUUCUAAAGAGCGUAAAGUUUCCGCCAGAAGAAAUACAAGAAGCUUCUGAGGCAGCGAAAAGAUUCAUGCACGAAGACUUGGCAGACUUGAUUUCAAGUCCAGAGAUUUCCUUCUGUGCAGAAGCGUCAACUGCACCAGAAACAACAGGAAAACGUUUAUUGAAGACAACACCACAGGAUAGAACGCCAGCAGAUGAUGGAAUCUAUAGCUUCAUGAAGAAGAAGUCGAGACACCCAAGCAAUGAUUCAAAUAACGCUUCCAAUCGUCAUGAAGAAUCAAACAGCAACUUUACAAUUUCUGACCUGUUUAAGGACUUGAAGAAAAAUGUAAAUCGUAUUAUCCUUCAAGAAACCAACAUACACGUGAACGCCACAAACGCAGCGAUCAACAAUUCAUCUCUGCACGCUAUUAGCAGAUCUAAGUAUGACAGCGAUGAUGAGAAUUGA